AUGUUCCUGCACCGUGAGACUCAGAGGUUUUACCAGAUGAAACAGGAAGCUCAGCAGGCCCUGAACAAGAACAGGUUACGUCAGGCAGCAGGACUGUACACGGAGGCCCUGCAUAUGGCACAGGCAUUCCCACAUCUCAUGCAUGAGAUCCCAAAACUUCUCAGCAACAGGUCCUUGGUUUUCUACAGACAGAGGGAUUGGAGAAGAGCGGUAGACGAUGCCAAUGCCAGCAUUCAAAUAGACCCUCUGUGGAUAAAGGGAUACUGGCGUGCAGCUCAGGCCAACAAAGAACUGAAGCAGCUGGGGUCGGCUCUGGACGCGAUUCUAGGGGGGUAUAAUGUGGCUCUCUCCCAGGGGCAGGAGGAGGAAGUGGUCAGUUUCCUGGCAGAAAUUGUCACCAUUAUAGUGUCCCUCAGAAAUGACCCAAACCGUGUAUUGGAAACGACUGAGAUUCAUGCAGGAUCCAUUCAAAACCAAAGGAAGCUCCUUCAGCGCUUAGCCAGUAAUAAUUGCUGGGAGGGGGUCAGUCUGUUAGUGCUGGGGGUCCAUGCGGGGCCCCCCAGUUCCCUGGAUUCAGCGGCCGCCAGUUGUCCAGUGGAUAACCUUUCGGUGGGGACCCUGCUGAAGACCACGCCCACUCCUGACCUCAAAAGAUUCGGUGUAGAGCUAGCGAUCUGUCUUCUGAAGAGUGGUGCAUCGUAUGAGGAUAUAGAACAGAAAAUGGGAAAACCAGUCAUUCAUGUUGGUCUUACAGUGGCAUUAGAUACAGGCAAUAUUGACUUGAUAAAACUGAUGUUCAGCCAGUAUCUGACAACACCAGAAGAAAAAGAUGCUGUGGAUGAUAAAAAGAGAACGGCUUUCCAUGUACUAGUGCAUUCUGGGAAAAUCAAUGGCUCGCUGGGAGAGACCCUGCUUCGACUUCUCGUGAACAAUGGCUGUCGUCCUUCCAUUCCUGACGCAGAAGGCAAACUACCCAUAGACUACCUCACACCCACAGACAUGGGGUAUAGUCUCCUCUCCAAACUCACAAAUGUAGCAGGAAACCAUGUGAAAGUCAAAAUUCUGCAUUUGAAAGAGCAAGGAAAUGCAGCGUACAAGAACAGAGAAUUAGAGGAAGCCAUUUUUUUCUACAGCCGAGCAAUAAGUAUGGCCAAAGGUUACGAGAACUUGACCCGUGAGACGGUGACCUUACUGACAAACCGGGCAGCUGUUCAUCUGGCCCUACACAGUGUAUUUGAGGCGUUAGAGGAUGCUGAGGAGGCUGUAAAGUGUGACCCCACAUGGCUGAAGGGACACUGGAGGCGAGGUCAGAUUUUGAGUACACUACACAAACACAGGGAGGCGUAUAGUGCCUUCCUGGAGGGCUAUCGCAAGGGAGAGGGCACUGCCUCAGAAAAACGCAACAUUCUGGUAGAGGCCGUCACAGCAUUCCAACACAUCAAAGGGCAGCAGGAUCUGGAGACCAGUUACAAGGGCCUGAGUAAGGUGACCAAUGACGUGUGGUCAGAUGUUCUGACCAGACUCAGCGCGCGAGGAGAGUGGGAGGCCAUCAGGUUUCUGGUUCUGGGGAUCAACUUCAUGUUUGGUGGUGGACAAGUAGUUGCCAUGGGUUAUGCUAGAGAUGCUGAUAUGCAGGGGAUCACCUAUAAAACUCUCUUUACCUUCAUUGAGAGCCAGGAUGACCCGGCCUCUGUGGGUUUCUGGAUAACCCCUCUUGUUCUCUUCCUCAUCACACAUAGAGGAGACCUCAACAGUUUACUGAGGUUCAGAGAGUCAGAAGAGGACACGCCCCUACAUGCCGCCACCAGGUUCUGUGUCCUCACAAGAGACACAGUAAUACUUAAGAGCAUGCCAGACAAUCCUCAGAUGAUAACGGUUGUGAAUGGUAAGGGGGAUUCCCCAUUCCACACCCUCCUGAAGAUGUCUCCUGCCCCCCAGGGAAAGCUCCUGACCACCCUGGUCAAGCUGCUGUUACAGAAGGGAGUGUCCCCCCUGGAGCGAGAUAGAGACCAGCUCCUGCCUAUUGAUUAUGUGGAUCCUAGCAAGAACAAAGGGGUGUACGACAUACUGCUCAAAUACGCCAAGCCUACAGAAAAUGUCAAACCAAAGAAGCCACCAGAAAUCCAUCAGAAACCAACAGAAAAAGCUAAACCUCCUAAACCCCCUAAAAGUGAACUGAAGGUGCCGCAAAGUUCAGCAACAAGCGAAACUAAUCAAGUGGUGAAAGAUCUAAAAUCUGAGGCUAAUGAACUGUACAAUCAAGGCUGUAUUGAGGAGGCAUUCGAAAUGUAUUGUGAUUUGUUGGAUUAUAUCUCAGAAGAAUGCAAAGAAGAGGUUGAAAACCACGAGAAAGCUGUGCUAUAUGGCAACAAAGCCGAGUGUUUGUUAAAGAUGGGUCAGUUUGAAGAAGCGUUAGAGGCUGCAAUGGAAAGUGUGGGGUAUGAUGGACACUGGUUUAAGUCACACCUGAGGAUUGGCAAAGCCAAAGCAGCACUAGGGGAGUCCAGUGUAGCCAUUCAGGCUUUUGGUAAUGCCUGUAAUGAGUUAGAGGAAACACCAGCAAACCUAGGCGUUCGAAGGGAGAUUCUGGGAGAAGUGGCAAAAGUUGCUCCUAAAGCGGGACAGAUUCCACUGCUGGACUUGAAAGGUUGUGGGAAACAGGUCUGGGCCCUGACUUCGUACGACUUAAUUUGUAGUGGACUUUUGAUACCUGCCAGGUUUGCUUAUCUACAGCACCGCCAGAAGUUAAUCAGCAUGGAUUUAUACCAUGAGGUCAAGGUCAGUCUGCAGCCUCUGUGUGACCUUGACAAGGUGGCUUCAGAGCCUUGGGUGCUGGAUCUGAUACUCUACCUUAUACAGACAGGAAGUGACUACCAUACAUUGUCAGUGGAGAACUCGGACACUUACUUUCAUGCUGUUGUCAGAAUGUCCCUGGUGACCGGUGCCCUUGACCUCUUUGCCUUCAUUUUGGACAAAGUUAAGGAGAACAAUGACCUAAAUAUACAAGACAAACAAGGAAAUACAGUUCUCCAUGUGGCCACAAAGGAAGAAAAUGCCAAACAACACGUUCGCCUGCAGAUCAUUUAUCUUUUGUUGGAGAUGGACAUCAACGUACUGAAGAAAAAUAAAUCAGGGAAAUACGCUGUACAGUACCUACCAGGCAGGGAGAGUCAGGCCGUUACAUUGCUUCAUCAAAGGAUGGCACAGCAACAAGAAAUGGAGAAUAUACUGAAGAAGGAGAAAGCUAGACAAGACCAAGAACGUGAGAGGCAAGAGAGACUGAGACAGCAAGAACUACAUCAGCGAGAGAAACAAGAAAAACGAGAGGAGGCCGAGAGGAAACGACAGCUUCAAAAUCAGAAAAAAGCAGAAGGAAGUGUCAGGAAAAAAGAAAAAGAAAUGGUGAAAAAUACAACAGCUGAUUCUGCUUGUACUAAUUACUGUGAGCAACGUAUUGAGGAGGCAAAGGAGAAACUAAAGGAAAAUAAUAUGAGACAUGGUUAUCAGUUUCUGGCAGAGGUGCUGAGAAAGGACCACAGAUCUGAUAAACACAAAAAGAUGGAAAAAAUGGCCUUAGACAUAGUGAUCAAGUCUCUUGGAAAGUCCCUCAACCCAGAAAUACCUGAAAAACUCGCUAAAAUCCCAAAUAAACUGUACGAGAAAAUUAUCCAGGGACUAGCUGAUAUUGAAAAGUGGAGACAAGUGUACAUAGCAGUCAAAGAAUACAGAUUACAUUAUGGAGAUCUGGCUAUGCCUAAUUUUGCCAAGUCGAUGUCUGUGGCAAAAGUCAUUCGACACUCCUCAUUUCAGGGAGCAGAACAGUUGUUAGUGGAUAUUGUGGACUACAUGUUAAAUGGUGGAGCUGUAUUAGAGAAAGAUGGGAAAAUGGCCAUCCUUGCUGCAGUACAAGAAUGCCAAUUUAAAGUAUUAGAAGUGUUGUUUAAAUGGGAUGCCAGCCCUGUUCAUCUAACUAUUAACCAGGGAGAUACACCAAUCCAUGCUGCUCUGUCCAUCGCAUUGGAGAGAGACAAAGGAAAUUUUUCCAUCCUGAACUUGUUCUUUGAUAUGUAUGAGAAGGAUCCAGAGAAGUACCCAAUGUUAGACCCCUCCCAGACAAACUCAGAGGGAGAUGGGCUAUUUCAUCUGGUAGCCAAAGCUAAGUACAAUGCAACCACACAGAAAGCUACAGAAUUAUUAUGUGACAGAAAAGUGAAUGCCUCCGUAUAUAAUGCAGAGGGAAAACUGCCCAAGGACUACCUAAACUCGAAGAAUGACAGAAGGUUGCAGUUCUUUCGGCUAGCCUCAGUUGGAGGAGUUGUCAAACCAAAGAAGAAACAAAAACCCAAAAUUCCAAAAAUAGAUGAGGCUGGGAUUACUGAGGACCUCGAGGAGAGUGAACAGGACCUGAUGUUGUACGAACGACAGGAGGAAACUCCGCCAAGGUCAGAGGAGGUCAAGGACAGGAGGCCCAAACAGGUGCCCUCUGUUCACAAAGAGGCCAUCAAAAGGCACAUCGAGGACAUGAUCUACAAUCUCCCAGACAUUCCCUACUCCAUCUUCAAUCCCAAGGUUAUCAAGUUUGACGAAAUUCCCAGCUUUAGGCGAAAGAAGGAAUCAUCUGAAGAAAAGCAGGCACCCAUGGUGACUGCAAAAUCCGAGGAUGUGGAACUACAGGAGGAUGAGGAUCCACCAGAAGCAGGGGAGGAUCAGGAAGUGGAGGAGGAGAAUCUAGAGAUUGAUCCACAAGUGUUUGACAACUUGGAAUGGGAAGUAGAAUGUACCGCUGAUGUAUGGAGAACCCUGAGAGACAAGAAAGUCCUGCCCGAGCUAAAGCAAAGAAUCAUACGAAAAAUCCAACUCCUCGCAAAGGGGGAAUGGAGGACUCACCUGUGUAAAGAACUGAAAAAUGUACCAUCCACUCUUAAACUGUUUGAAGUGAAACUGAGUAAAUCUAGCAGGAUUAUCUGGGAACUAGCCAUUGCCUUUUCACCAAGACUGAGUGAGACUGCAGAGCAGAGACUUCAGUACACAGAAGAUGGAGUUGGGCAGCCAGUAAAAGGAGGCAGGAUUUACUCAGAGGUCAUCAGGGUGUGGGACAUAGUGUUUGAUCAUGACAAGAUAUACAGAUCAGUGCAGCGCAUCAUCAAAUCUCACAGCCGAGGCGAGGAAUGUAUCAUUCAGAAGAAUCUAAAGGGAGUCAAACAAGCUCAGUUCCAGGCUGGAGUAGGGAAGAGAUUUCCAAUGAUCUUUGCUGAGAGUGAUGUAGAAAUGGAUAAAAAAGCUCUACAGGAAUAUCAGGAGAGCUUGCAGAAAUAUUACCCUCCUGCUAGCUCCAAUGAGACGGAAUAUCACAUCCUGAAGUUUUAUAACUUUGAUUCCAAUCUAGUCAGCCAUGUGUUGCAAAAUUUAGAGGUUAAGGUGGAUUUUCCCUUCAGAGUAACUGAUUUAGAACACGCCAUUAUCAACCUGAGGACCGUGGCUCCGAUUCUGUUGCUGGGUCGGAGUGGGACUGGGAAGACCACCUGCUGUUUGUACAGACUGUGGAGCCAGUAUGUCUCUUACUGGACCAAGGCAAUAGAAGCAGACAGCAAACUCCUUCCAAGGUGUCAGAUCUUCAGACAAGAGGAGGAAGACAUUGCUGAUGGAGAAGAGGAGGAAGAUGCAGAAGAUCAAGAAGAAGAAACAGCAGAGGAAGAACCAGUCAGAGCAGUAAAUGAAGAAGAGAUGGAAGAGGAGGGACAGCUGUAUGACCAUCUUCACCAAAUCUUCAUCACCAAGAACGUAGUGCUGUGUAGUGAGGUCCAGAAAAACUUCCGGGAGCUUAGUCAUGCCUGUGACGUGGCUAAGAACUUUGUUUCCAUGGAGGACCAGGUUCUUCCUAACAGGAUACAGGACAUUGGUGAUUACCAGUUCCCAGUAUUCACCACAUCAAAGAAACUGCUCCUGAUGCUGGAUGCUUCCCUAGAACCACCAUACUUCUUUGACAGAAAUGAAGAUGGAAGUUUAAAGGUGGAUGUCCAAGGAUGGUCAGAAACAGAUGGGGCUCUAAGCUUCCUCCCGAUGUUAGAGGAGGUUUCAGAUGAUGAAGAAGAUGAGGAUGACCAGUACCAAGAUGCAGAUGAAGAUGAAGCCAACAGUGAUGAAGAUCAAGAUCUUGGAGCCCGCCCCCGCAAGAAAGUGGACCCAAGGAGGGAGGUCACGUAUGAAGUGUUUGCUGAGGAAAUCUGGCCAAGAAUAAGUAAAAAGUGGUCAGGGCGCUAUCACCCAUCUCUCAUCUGGAUGGAAAUCAUGUCCUUCAUCAGGGGCUCGUUUGAAGCUCUCUCCAAGCCUAAUGGACACUUGUCUAAACAGGAAUACUUGGAUUUAGGAAGAAAAAGGGCUCCUAAUUUCUCUGGGGAAAGAGAGCACAUUUAUGAGAUUUUUAAGAAGUAUGACCACUUCAAGAGCCAAAAAUUUCUGUUUGAUGAAACUGAUUUGGUGCAAAAUGUCUAUAAUAGGUUUAAAAAGGAGAAAGAAAUGAAGUGGAUCAUACAUCAGAUUUACGUAGAUGAGACACAGGACUUUACACAGGCUGAGUUGUGCCUCCUUCUGCGGGUGUGUCAGUCACCAAACGAGAUGUUCCUGACGGGCGACACAGCACAGAGCAUCAUGAGAGGAAUAGCCUUUAGGUUCAACGAUCUCCGCUCUCUCUUCUUCUAUGCCAAGAGAUCCAUGCAUGCUAUUGGCAAGGCAUCUGGUGUUAAAGUGCCAAAACAGGUUUACCAGCUGACUCACAAUUAUCGUUCCCAUGCGGGUAUUCUGUCUCUAGCUUCCAGUAUUCUAGAACUAAUGGUGGAAUUCUUCCCAGAAUCCUUUGAUCGACUUCAGAAAGACCAAGGGCUGUUCCAGGGACCUGCUCCUGUAUUACUGGAGUCCUGUAGCUUCAGUGAUUUGGCAGUGCUGUUGAGAGGGAAUAAGAGAAAGACGUCUCACAUUGAGUUUGGAGCUCACCAGGCUAUCCUAGUGGUGAAUGAUGCAGCGAGGGAGAACAUUCCAGAGGAGUUAAACCUCGGGCUCAUUCUGACAAUCUACGAGGCCAAGGGUCUGGAGUUUGAUGACAUACUCCUAUAUAACUUCUUCAAAGACUCACAGGCCACGAAAGAGUGGAGAGUGGUGACUGAGUAUCUAGAGAAGUUGGCAGCAAAUAAUGCACAGAACAAACCAGACACCUCCGAGAGUUUGGUAGAAAUUGAUGCAGGUGUAACACCUGUGUUCAGUUGGAUCUUUGAUGAGGACAUGGACAAACGAGCACCUAUGUUUGAGUACUUUAAAGCUCGCAAACUCACAAGGAUUAUUACAAGCUCAGAAGUGGAAGAUGAGACAGCAGGUGGGAUGUUUGCAGAAGAGUCAACACUAGAGGAAUGGCUGAAGAGAGGAGAGGAAUUCAUGAAGCAUUCUUUGUAUGAAGUAGCAGCCAAGUGCUUCAAUCGAGGGAAGGACUUCCACAUGGAGAAAAUAGCCCAGGCUCAUCAGUCUGCUCUUGUUGCUUCAAGAAUGAAGGAAAAUCCUUCCAAAAUGAGGGAGGCUUUCCUGAGGGCUGCUGAGAAAUUCCUGGAAUGUGAACUUCCCAACAAAGCUGUCAUCUGUCUGCAGAAUUCACGAGAAAAGGAACUGGUGGCUCACCUGUAUGAGAAAAUCAAUCAGCUUGAAAAAGCUGGGGAGACGUAUAGAAAACUGAAGCGUCCUGCUGAAGGCAGUAGGUGCUAUGAACAGUUGGGAAAAUUCAACUUAGCUGUGGAUACCUUAGUAGAAAAUGAUCUGUAUGAAAUGGCUAUUGAUACACUGCAGAGAUACAAACUUCUGAAAGAGGAUUUGGAAAGAAAAAGAAUACCACUGCCACAGAUUCUGAGAGAAAAUGCUCCAAGAAAGCUGCACACAGUAGAAAGUUUGAGUUUUAAGGCAGCGGAGAUUUACCAUCGCUCCAAGAACAAGGAGAAAAUGAUGGCUGCCCUCAGUCGUCUGCCAAAGCUAGAGGAGAGAACGGACUUCCUGAUCCGCAAAAGUUACAUAGAGGAGGCAGCAAAUCUGUUUCAGGAUGCAGAAAAGCUCAGGGAAGCAGUGGAUCUGUAUUCUAAAGGAGGCAUGAACAAGAAAGCUUUGGAGUGUGCCCAGAAGUUAGGAGACAAGGAUGUAGUUGGACAGAGUUUGAUCCUAGACAGCAAAGUAAGGCUGAGCCAGUAUGAUAAAUAUGAGGACAUUGAUGAAGAAGAGAAGAGUGAAAUCUGUGAAAAUCUGAAUCAGGCGUUUUACAAUCUUCAUGAUUUGGAGAACAAGGUAGCUGCAGGAGAAGCGGCUUUUCUGAGAGGGGAACUCACUGGGAAUACAGAGUUCAUUAACAAGGCUUUCGGAGAAUUUUCUCAUUCUCGGCCAACUCGAUCAGAGGCAGGGCAAUUGGAGUGCAUGCAUUGGAUGGUCCACAACUCUGACUUGAUGAACAGGACUAAUCUUAAGCAGUGUAUACUGGGAAUGCAAAACCUCUUCAGAGUCUUGGUGGUACUUGCAAAACCUAUCAAUGAAGAGGAAAGAUAUCGCCUUCAAGAAAUCUUCAAAUUCUUUGGGUUUUAUCCAGCUGAUGAUGACAAUAGUCUUGUUUAUUAUCCUAAACAACUUCCAAGAGCACUGUUGGUUUUGCAUCAGACAUCCAAGCAAGAUUUUAGAUGUAAAGAGAAUAAGAUGAAGGUACAGAUAGAGAUUAGCAAAUUUCUGGUAAAGAGAGGGAUUGAAUGGAAGAGGAGACUAGAAGAGGCCAUCACUACAAACAGGAACAGAAGGAGUCAGUGUCCAGCCUUCAAGCUUGGGGAACAAUGUAGAGAUGAAUCUCCUUGUCCUUACCUUCAUGUCUCUGUAACACCCAAGAGUUUUGAUCUUUUGACAGAAUUUGACAUGUUGGCUGUUGAACUUGAAAUGUAUGUUGAUCAUGGUGCAGAAGACGUUUAUGAAAGAAACAAAGAAGUAGAUUUGUCUUGUUUCAUUCCAGGAGAUCUAGCAGAAAGAUAUAAAGCAUGUGAUUGGUUGCUGGAAGAUCUGCUGCCGGCAAAUUAUCAUAUAGCAAAAAUAUCCUCAGAUUCCAAUAGGGUUCAUGAUUUGCUGAGGAAGUUGAGAUACCCAAAGUUCCAGCAUGUUAGGAAAAGAAUGAUAAGGUACUUGAAGAACCUGUAUGACAAAAUGAGAAGCAGUGAGAGAAAAGACAAUAUCAAAGUUUUCGUAAUGAUUCGCUUUGUCAAUCAUUUGCUAAAUCUGCAGCUCAAGCCUAAACCUGAAGAAAUUAUGUUUACAUUCGAACAAUCCAUGGAUCAGGAAUGUCCAAAGAGAGACGAAAGGAGAAGAAAGGAUUGGGCAAUGAAGCUGGGAUUGAUGAUAGAUGAAAUUAGUGGGAAAACCUACAUCCGUUCCAUUGCCAGAAGGUUCUAUGAUGGGUAUGAUCAGAUAAUGGGGUUCAAUAAUGAUCCAGCUGAAGCACUUAUCCAGUUCACAAAAUUCUGUGUCUUAUUGAGCAACACUGGAAGUAUAGAGCUUCUCCCUCACUAUCAUCACCUGUUUUUGUGGAUGGAGUACUAUACCACAGUUGCUUUUUCUCUGUCUGCCAAAGUACAGAACACGCCAAACUUCUUUUUCGUUAUUCCAGAGUCCUUCAUUUCAGUAGUCUACUUCAUAGAUUCCACCUUCGUUCGUGAGAGUGGGGUGCCAACUUUUGAAGCUGUUCACAGACACAGAAGCUUGAAGCCCAAUGACACCGUUCUCUUUCAGAAUCGUUUAAAACGGAUAAUAGGAAUUCUCUGUGGAUUUCACUCAAGGAUAAACCUUUUGCAUCACAUUUUUCAGUCAAGCAGUCCAGAAAAGGAAAUUGAAGAUAGCAGAUUUGGUCUAGCAGAAAGACUUUUUGUGCUUUUAUUGGUGUUUGUUUGCAACCUUGGUAAAAGUGUUUUUCCUGAUGUUGAAACUGCUUUGAUGGGAGAGCUGUGUAAAAUCAAGGUAUUGGAGCAUUACCCUAGCAGACUUUCUGAGACUCUGAAACUGGUGCAGCAGGCAGAUGGACCAGCAGACGUAGCCAAGGCACUCCAGAUUCUGCUAUCCAAGAGAGAGAAUGAUUCUCUGAGAUAUUGUGUCUGGGAUAAUGGUGUGCCAAGGAAUGGUCUAAAAAGUCUGGAGCUAAAAGCUGUGGAACUCAACAAAAAGUUCUUCAUGGAAGAAGAGACACUUCAAGCUAUGAAUAAUCCUCAUGAUGUGGUCUUAAGUACUGCAGAGACAGUGGUGCAAGAUGAUAUGGAUACACAGAUCACAAUGGAAGAAAGACUGAAGAUAGACCGAAAUAGGCAAGAGCAGGAGAGGAAGGAGAAAGAGGAUAAAGCCAGCAGAAUUAUCACCGAGUUCAUACGAAGAUCUAUCCUGAGGACAAAAGCCCAAGUGUUGUCUGCUCUUGUAGAAGAUCAAAUAAAACGGGAAAAGGAUGAGGAGAGGAUGAAAAUGUUUGAGUCUGCACAAAUAUCAGACAGUAAAUGUGGAAUUUGUGGAGUGCAGUUACAAGUGAUGGCCACUUACCAUGCUUUUCCUGUGGACAGACAGAUUUCUACCGAGUCUCAAAUGUCCCAGACGCUCCAACCUCCCAGUCCUUUAAAGCUUCCACAGCCACAUUUUGAUCCGACGCAACAGAGUCCAUUUCCCCGAAGUCCAGAAAUACCAAAGGACAAUCCAUUUGCCAAGCUGCUUGAAAAUCCUUUUGAUUUACUGACUGAUUCUGCUCCACAAGUGUCAAAACUGGAAACCAGAGAAGAUCACGAACGAAGUGAAAAACACAGGGAAAUGGUGAAAUUCUACCAGCACUUCAGAAGCAAAUUUAAGACAGAGAUUUCAGAUCCACUAGAAGAAGUGAAAAGUUUCAUCCAGAGGCAUAAAUUAGGACCAGAGGUAGCAGAAAAAUAUUACAAGGGGGAGGCUUAUAGCAUUGUAAAAUGCUGUAAGCAAAAGGAUAUGGUGGAUGGCAAAAUCAGAACUAUAAUCGAGAAAUGUGACUGGCAGAAUACAGAAAUACAACAGGAUGUGGACAUCAUGUUGGGACUCUUUAGUGAAAUCAGGAAACACGUGGAGGAUGAAGCAAAGAAAAGAAAAGAGAGGUCAGACAGACAGAGAGAAGAAGCUCAGCGGGCCAAGCCCAGCCCUGAGAACUGGGAGGAUGACCUGUAUGAUCAUAUUGAACAAGUAGUGGAGGAACCUCAGAGGGAAAAACGGUCCAGUAAAGGGAGGGGGAAAAAGAAAAGCGCCACACACUGAAGGGGG
This is a messenger RNA of Saccostrea cuccullata (small rock oyster), 11313 nucleotides long. RefSeq names its product TPR and ankyrin repeat-containing protein 1-like. Gene Ontology annotation, molecular function: ATP binding; protein binding; metal ion binding. Bases 1 to 11307 code for a protein of 3768 amino acids. The record is from RefSeq and is a predicted model, not a curated record. The transcript has 34 exons. Lineage: Eukaryota; Metazoa; Mollusca; Bivalvia; Ostreida; Ostreidae.